This is a messenger RNA of Rhizophagus irregularis DAOM 181602=DAOM 197198, 273 nucleotides long. The record is from RefSeq and is a predicted model, not a curated record. NCBI's taxonomy places the organism in Eukaryota, Fungi, Glomeromycota, Glomeromycetes, Glomerales, Glomeraceae.
UCUGAUAUAUAUAGUAUGGGUAUGAUUAUGUGGGAACUUACGACGGGUUGCAAACCUUUUGAUAAUAUUGAACAUAAUACGGAACUUAUCUAUAAAAUUAUUGAUGGAAAAACCCCCAACAUCACAGAUGAUACUCCUGUUUGUUAUGCUAAUUUAAUGAAAAAAUGUUGGAAUUCUGAUCCUUUAAAAAGACCUUCUGCAAAAGAAAUUCUUGAAGUUACUUAUGCGUGGGCAUUUUUACAAGGAGAUUAUGAAAAUUUUAAUCAAGCUGAA